CACCACUCAAUCCCCCCAUCAUUCAUCACCCAUCACCGAUCGUGCAUCCCCCGUCCAUACUUUCGUAUCAGAGUGCUGUACUGUGCUGUAUGAAUUAAACACACAGUUUUCAUAUGACAGUUCCGAACGCUCACCCAUUGCCCAUUGUCAUUUCCAUUCCCAUUUUCCCUCACACUCUUUUUCCUAUUCUCUUCCUCCAUUUCUUCCCGUCUCAACCUUUUUCUUCUUCUAGAACCGCGGGCCUCCCCCAACGUUUACUUGUUUUAUUAUUCUCUAAGAUUGUGAUUGUAUUUGAUCAGACCAGCGGCUUUGGACUUGGUCCCCUUUGACAUACUAGCUACUUUGUACGGACCAUCCCCAUACAAUACACUAACAGCGAAUACACGAUUCCCAUAUAUCAAUAAUUCACAACACCUACAUACCCACCUCCUUACGAAUAUUCAAUCUGAUUCCAACCAUAACUGGCAAAAAAGAAAAAUCACCAUUUAACUUUGAACAAAAGAAGCAAACAUACUUUCCGAACCGAAGACCGAUAUCAUAAACUUUUGGGCCUUUGCGCUCCUAGCUCUUUUGCUUGGAAUCUCGCGAAGCUCCAUUGUUUAUGAUCGAUUGUUAGAAACCUUCCUCCAUGGAUCGGAAACCAUUAUGAAUUCUUUGAAUAUCCUCUCGGGGCGAGGGUCUCCCCCGCAUUCUCCAUCGCUUUCGCGUUCGAAUUCUUUGGGAAAUGUAUUGGCAUCCGCAACUAAAUCAGAAUCUAGAAGGAAUUCGCGAGAAGCCCUGUACAGCCAGAAGUCGGAAGGACUUGAUCAGGACCAUGCGCCAGACUCGAAUCCGGACCAUGAAAACUCAAUACACGAAUCAACAGCUUUACUAGACAAAGAAGGCACGGCUUAUCAUACAAGUGAGCAUGUGGGAAUAACGAGGAUGUUUUAUGAUUCUAUACGGUGGGUGCUGUCUACUCUUGUUUCGCCGGGAGUAUACGUUAUAGCUUGCUUGUGCGACGAAAGGGGUAAUUUCGCCCCAAUAUCUCAAUUCAGGAAACUAUUUGGUGGCACCAAUGGGUAUUCAAUAGCACAAACAACCGGAGGAUCGCCUAUUUCCGAGGGCAGAAGUAUAAGCCCUUUGCCCAACGGAAAGCUAUCAUCGGCGCACACACCGUCAUCGGGAGGGCCUGCCUCGCCGAGUUCCUCGUCCUUCGUCUCAUCUGAGUCUGAAUCAGAAAAUGACAGGUUCAUUAGUGAGACAGAUAGCUCUGCAACGAAAUUGCCAAAUCGACAAACACGUUCCAAGUCCUUACAAAGCUCCGACGAGAUUUCGCCUGCGAGGAGAUCUAUCCGCAUUAAGCUUCAUAGUGAUGAAAAUCUAAGGCAGCGGAAGCACCGGAAGGUCCAGUCAACCACUACUCAAAGUGAUGGAUCCGGCGGUUCCAUGUCUGCUACUGAGAUGGCUGCUGCAAUCAUGAAGUCGCCAACAUCCACCGCCACGUCCUCUCUCCUCAUGACAAAGUAUCCAAGAGCUCCAGCGCCACCGCGACCUCUCAUACCUCGACGACAGCCAUCCUAUACUCUUGAUCCUCCUGUGGGUAAGCUCACGCAAAAGACGCUCGUCCUUGAUCUCGACGAAACUUUGAUACACAGUAUGAUUCAUGGAGGUCGAAUGAGUGCUGGUCAUAUGGUUGAAGUACAAAUCACAAACGUUGUGGGCAAUGGAGGCGUUCCUCCUCAACAUCCAAUAUUGUAUUAUGUAAAUAAGAGGCCAUAUUGCGAUGACUUCCUGCGACGUGUAAGCAGCGAUAUGUUCCGUGGGGAAAAUGUUACUAAUGAGGUUACAGGUUUGCAAGUGGUAUAAUUUGGUUGUUUUCACAGCAUCACUCCAAGAUUACGCGGACCCGGUUAUAGAUUGGCUAGAGCAAGAGCGUAAAUUCUUUUCAGCACGAUACUAUCGUCAGCACUGCACCUUUCGGAACGGUGCCUACAUCAAGGAUCUUAGCUCUGUCGAGCCAGAUCUUAGUAAAGUCAUGAUUUUAGAUAAUAGCCCCACGAGCUACCUGUUCCAUCAAGGUGAAUAUAUGCCAUUAUGAGGUACUGAAUGGAGCUAACCUCGACAGACAAUGCAAUACCGAUAGAGGGCUGGAUCAAUGAUCCUACAGAUAAUGAUCUUCUGCAUCUCGUGCCCCUUUUGGAGGGACUCCAGUAUGUGACAGAUGUACGGGCUUUUCUUGCAUUGCGUGGUGGAGAGGAUGGAAAGCAUAUGACUUCUUAAGGGAAAGGAUUAGGUUGGAAUGUUAAGUUCGUAAAGGAGUAUAGGAAUACUUCAGCAUAAAUAUUUUAAUGAUACCGUUAUACCGCUCUUCGGCCACUAUAUGGUUCCAAUGGCCCGGAUUGCGGUCCAAGGCUUUUAGUCUUAAGGUUGUGACGUUUUGCAUCUAACUCCCUAAUCUAGAAGUG
Sclerotinia trifoliorum is the source of this 2447-nucleotide messenger RNA. Lineage: Eukaryota; Fungi; Ascomycota; Leotiomycetes; Helotiales; Sclerotiniaceae. The record is from the annotation of a GenBank genome assembly.